AUCUGCGAGAGAGUGAAUGGUACACCUCCAUGUUGACAUAUCCAUUCGGUAGGGAUGGAGGGAUUAACUGUCUUCCUGCUAAGUGUUCUCCUGUUUGCAUGCAGAGCUGCUGUCAUUCCGGAUACGUUAAACAACCUAGCAGAAACACCAGGGGCUGUAAGUCCAGCUGAAGCACCAGGACUUGCUGGUCCUGCAGAACUACCAGGGAUUCAAAGUCCAUCAGAAACAACAGGGGUUGAAGUUCCAGCAGAAACACCAGGUGUUGAUGGUCUAGCAGAAACACCAGGUGUUGAAAGUCCAGCACAAACACCAAGGCUUGAAGGUCCAGCAGAAACACCAGUGGUUGCAAGUCCAGCAGAAACACCAGGGCUUGCUGGUCCAGCUGAAACGCCAGGGGCUGCAAGUCCAGCAGAAACACCAGGGGCUGCAAGUCCAGCAGAAACACCAGGUGUUGAAAUUCCAGCAGAAUCGCCAAAGGUUGAAGGUCCAGCAGAAACACCAGGGGCUGCAAGUCUAUCAGAAACACCAGGGGUUCCAGGUCCAGCAGAACUACCAGGGAUUCAAAGUCCAUCAGAAACAACAGGGGUUGAAGUUCCAGCAGAAACACCAGGUGUUGAUGGUCUAGCAGAAACACCAGGUGUUGAAAGUCAAGCAGAAACACCAAGGAAUGAAGGUCAAGCAGAAACACCAGUGGCUGCAAGUCCAGCAGAAACACCAGGGCUUGCUAGUCCAGCUGAAACGCCAGGGGCUGCAAGUCCAGCAGAAACACCAGGGGCUGCAAGUCCAGCAGAAACACCAGGUGUUGAAAUUCCAGCAGAAUCACCAAAGGUUGAAGGUCCAGCAGAAACACCAGGGGUUGCAAGUCUAUCAGAAACACCAGGGGUUCCAGGUCCAGCAGAAUCACCAGGGAUCCAAAGUCCAGCAGAAAGUAGUCAAGUUCCUAAUGCAAUAGAAUCUAAACAGUCUUUUAAUCAAGCAAAUUUAAGUCCGGGGACGGGUACACUCGAUUCUGACUCUCCCAAGGCUGUUGUUCAAGUCGAAAUGCGAGCUGUGGAUGUUGAAGGCCAGGAGGUUACACAAGAUGGUGCUGGUAAGAACACUCAACCAUCAGAUAUAAAACAGAGAUCAUCUUCUGCUACUUCAAAAAUGUCUAAAAUCGAUGGCAGUAAAUCAUCACAUUCUUCCGCAAGUGAAAGUAGAUUACCAGCAUCUGGGACUGUUAACAGUAAGGCUGAGAGUAGCCAGCCCGUGCCUCAUGAACAAAUUAGUUCGACAGUAGAGGAAAAGAAACAAAACCAGGCAAAUAACGCAAAAUCAGCAUCCACGGCUUCUAAGAAACGGAGCAGAACUAGUAAAAUCUUAGAAAAAUUAUCAACACAAAGUCUCGACCGUUUGAAAACGCUAGUUCUAUCAAAAACAUUAAAGAGUAAAAACUUACGCAGACUAGUUCUUGUCACGUACGUGAAAAAAGCAAAAGAAGAAGGCAUGGUAUCUGAUUCGAUUUAUGGCAGAACGAGAUUAGAGCAAUCCCAAAUGAACAAACUUCUGAAAUUAGAUAAGGAAUCAGUCAAGAAAUUACUAUUCCGAGAGACACGAAUCCCAGAAAGGAUGCGCAAAAAUGCACUGAAAGUCUAUCUGAAAAUGAGUCUUCCUUCACGGUCAGAAGUGAAGGCUAAAACUGACAAAGACAUCAAAGCAGAGAAGGUAAGCAGUCCACCGCCUGGUGUAAAGGUUGGGGGAAAUGUGGCACCGUGGUCACAAGAAAAUGAAAACUUCCCUAUGCAGACACAUGCUAAACCGCAUACACCUACUUUUAAUGAGAAGCAGUCGGUCGAAAAACCAGCAACAGAAAAGAAAAAAUUAGGAAGUAUUACAGAUACAUCGGCGGUAAAAGUGAAGGAAAAACCAAAUAAUACAAGGCCGGGACAUGUUAAGUUCGGGGACAACGUCGCGCCGUGGUCCCAGGAAAAUGACAAUUCUAAGUUCCCCAUGCAGACACAUGCUAAACCGUUCGUGCCAGCUGAAUUAGACAAACCUGUUGAUACAACUACUAUCAAUAAAAAACCUGAUGUGAAUUUGGCAGGAAUUGAAACAAAGUCAACCAAAGUCAACUCAGAACUCCCUGCAAAACAGUCCGCCGAAAAAGACCGUAAUUUAGCUACACCACCCGGGAGUGUAAAAACUGGUGAAAAUGUGGCACCGUGGUCAAAGGAAAAUGAAAACUCAAAGUUCCCCAUGCAGACCCAUGCUAAACCGCCUACUUUUAUAGACUUACCUGAUAUAACUUCUGUGAAACUUCCAGAAAAACAAUCCACUGAAAAAGACAGUAAUUUAGCUACACCACCCGGGAGUGUAAAAACUGGUGAAAAUGUGGCACCGUGGUCAAAGGAAAAUGAAAAUUCAAAGUUCCCCAUGCAGACACACGCAAAACCGCCUACUUUUAUAGACUUACCUGAUAUAACUUCUGUGAAACUUCCAGAAAAACAAUCCACUGAAAAAGACAGUAAUUUAGCUACACCACCCGGGAGUGUAAAAACUGGUGAAAAUGUGGCACCGUGGUCAAAGGAAAAUGAAAAUUCAAAGUUCCCCAUGCAGACCCAUGCUAAACCAGAUCUUCCCAUGAUUCAUACCGAAAUACCUGAAAAUCAAAAUACUCAAGAAAUUGUUAAAGAAGGACAGACAUCUAUGACUGAAUCGGAUGUUAACCAGGGACCCGUCACAAAAGUCCAAUCAUCCUCUGGUGGGAUGGCAGGUGCAGAGGUCGAAAGCAUUCCUGAUUCUGUUCAACCUUCAGCCAAGCAGACGGUGAAUCAAAAUAAAGUUGAGACAAGCGGGACGGCUGAUAAACUCACGCCUAAUACACCAACAGAGGGCGCUACAGAAACAAUUAAUGACGAGCAAAUAUCAGAAACAAAUAAAGAAACACAAUUACCUACAAGCGAAGUAAAACCUCGAGAAAGUAACGCAGACAUGUCGUUUUCCUCACCAGUUGUUCAUCAGAUACCGGUACCAGAUAAAGACACUAGUGCCAAGCAGGACAAAUCCCUCUCUUCCUCCUUCCAGAGGACAUCACAGGUCUUGUCCAUGGUUGAAGCCGAAAGUCCAACGUCUACAUCUAACAGAGACAUCCUUUCGGACAAGGACAUUUCCGCUGUCGUUUCGUCCUUUUUCUAGUAAUGAGAAUUAUUUUGUUUCAUAUGCAAUGCUAUUAAAGAUACACCUGCUUUA
This is a messenger RNA of Pecten maximus, 3228 nucleotides long. Its product is annotated as neurofilament heavy polypeptide-like. The transcript is spliced from 2 exons. The record is from RefSeq and is a predicted model, not a curated record. Bases 55 to 3174 code for a protein of 1039 amino acids. NCBI's taxonomy places the organism in Eukaryota, Metazoa, Mollusca, Bivalvia, Pectinida, Pectinidae.